CGCUAUGCCUAUCAAAGAAUUCCAUUGUCCUAUUGAUACGCGCCAAUAAGAUCUUCUGCAUCGACUGUGCUUUCAACAGCUCACAGUUAGAAAUGCAGAAAUAAAUAUAAGAUCCUACACAAACUACAGGCAGCAGGGAAACAAGUUUCCAAAAAAAAAAACCACACUGCUUGCAUCCCGGUCAUCCCCUCACUCGAUUCAGUUUGUAUCGCGCUUCAGCUCAGUUCGGGAUCCACAGUUCGUGCUAGCAGCCGUUGUAAUGAAGAGAGUGAUGAACAUCUGGACUUUGACGCUGGUGUUGGCGGUUAUUGACGAUCGUAAUGCAGGAUCAUGUCAAUCACUUAGCAGUGCAGAAAGCUCUCAUGUGAUUCAGAUUGGCCAGACACAACCGAAUGGGAAAAUUGAAUAUAAUUGUGGUGGUUCGUAUCUGGGCUCAGCAAUGGUUGUUUUUGGUGCCCACUGUGCAAAUAUGAAUGGCCGUCAACCAGAUAUCGUCCGUUUUGGCAGCACACUGGCAAAUGGAAUCAAUGUACGCAUCGCCAAUAUUACAAUCCACUAUCGAUACAAACCUCAAUUCGAUUACCACAAUAUGGCAGUUGCCCAGCUCGAACGAAACCCACAGUCCAUCUCAGCCGCGAUAAAACCAGCUUGUAUUAUGAAACCACAUCUAAAGUCCAACACUCCGGUCCAACUGAUCGGACCGAUCAAAGAUCGUUUAGAAAGAACUAGCUUACUGGCGGUUGGAUCAGAGAAAUGCCACGAAUAUUAUAACCCAAACCGAAAACUACGAUUUGGAGUAUUAUUGUGCUGUUUUUGUGCCAGAAGCACAAACUCCAGUCCAUGCACGACCCAACAUAGUUCCCCCUUACAAAUUAUUAGAAAACAGUCUGGAAAAGAGGUGCCGUUCUUGAUUGGACACAAGUCAGUUGGAAAAUCAUGCGGGACAGUCACUCCAGCAGUCUACACACGAUAUGGAUCAUAUUUCGAGUGGCUAGAAACCGUAACUGGAUUAAAGUUCGCAGAGAAGGAAUGUUUUGCCCGAUAUUGAUGCCCACACAUGAAGAAACGAUGAAUUCCCAACGGGGAGGAUUAUUUUCGAAGCUAAUCAGACCAAAUGAUUUAACGUACACUCUAGAAUAAAUAUAUUUUAUAGACCCAA
Molecule: messenger RNA, 1159 nt
Organism: Topomyia yanbarensis
Lineage: Eukaryota; Metazoa; Arthropoda; Insecta; Diptera; Culicidae
Product: serine protease snake-like
Exons: 6
Coding region: 260-1048 (262 amino acids)
Biological process (GO): proteolysis
Molecular function (GO): serine-type endopeptidase activity
Source: RefSeq, a predicted model, not a curated record